CUGGCAGACAACCAUUCUGGUGCUCACAGUUGAAUCCUCAUGGCGAUGCUCGGGAUUUUGGUUGCUGCUACCGUUUUGCUAGAGGCCGUUUCUGCCACCUCCCUCGGGGUUGUCACAACCGAGGGAGGACAGGUGGAGGGGAAAAAUAUUCGCCUCGGGUACCAGCGCCACAUGGACGUUUUCAAAGGCAUUCCCUUCGCCGGCGUCCCGGGAAGGUUUGAGAAGCCGAAGCGUCACCCUGGCUGGGAUGGUAUUCUGAAGGCCACUGAGUACAAGGAUAGAUGCCUUCAGCUGACAAUUACCUUGAACGAUGUCUACGGCACUGAGGACUGUCUUUACCUGAAUAUCUGGGUUCCUCACAUCAAGUCAGUGGCCUCCAAUCUGCCCGUCAUGGUCUGGAUCUAUGGUGGAGGUUUCUUGGCUGGAGGCUCGAUGGGGGCUAACUUCCUCGAUAACUAUCUGUACAGCGGACAGGAAAUCGCAGACAGAGGAAACGUCAUUGUGGUGACACUGGGAUACCGUGUGGGAUCCCUGGGCUUCCUGAGCACUGGAGACUCUUCUUUACCUGGAAAUUAUGGUCUAUGGGACCAGCAGGCAGCCAUUGCAUGGGUUCACAGAAACAUUGCGUCAUUUGGAGGAGACCCCAACAAUGUCACCCUCUUUGGAGAGUCAGCUGGAGGAGCCAGUGUUAGUUUCCAGACCCUCACUCCUCACAACAAGGGGCUUUUCAAGAGAGCAAUCUCACAGAGUGGCGUCGCCCUCUGCCCUUGGGCUGUCAACAAAAACCCUCGCAGGUUUGCAGAGGAGGUCGCUCUGAAAGUCAACUGUCCUACUGAUCACAACAUGGCCACCUGUCUGAAGAUGACCGAUCCUAAGGCCCUGACCUUAGCAGGAACUCUCCAUAUGUCUGGAUCUCCUGACGCCCCUCUGGUGAACAACCUAGUUCUGUCUCCUGUGAUUGAUGGCGACUUCCUGCCAGAUGAACCUUCAAAUCUGUUCCACAACGCCGCUGACAUCGACUACAUGGCCGGAGUCAAUGACAUGGAUGGACACAUCUUCACAGGUUUUGAUGUCCCAUCAGUCAACUCUGCCCUGGUGGACACCCCUGUUGAUGAUGUGAAGAGGCUCUUGGGUUCCUUGACCAGGGACCAGGGAACCCUUGGUCUGGACAACGCCUUAUCCACGUACACUUUAGAUUGGGGUAGCAGACCCAGCAGGGAGACUGUCAAGAAAACUGUUGUGGACAUCGAAACAGACUACAUUUUCUUGAUUCCAACUCAAGCUGCUCUUUAUCUUCAUGCCGCCAACGCUGGAACGGGUCGCACCUAUUCCUACCUGUUCUCUGAGCCCAACCGCCUGGGAGGCCUCCUGGCACCCUUCCCCAGCUGGCUGGGAGCUGACCACGCUGAUGACCUGCAGUACGUCUUUGGAAAGCCCUUCUCCACCCCGCUAGGCUACUGGCCUCGCCAUCGUGAUGUCUCCGGAUACAUGAUUGCCUACUGGACCAACUUUGCCAAGACGGGAGAUCCUAACAGAGGAGAUCUGAGCGUGCCUACUUCCUGGCCAUUAUUCACAUCCAAUCGACACGAGUUCAUAGAGAUCAACUCCAAGACGGACGGCAGCUUUGUGAGAGAGAAGCUGAGGUUGCGCUUUGUGAAUUUCUGGACCAGCGUCCUGCCCAACCUCCCCAUCAUGUACUCAGAGUAAAGAAAAGUGAUGAAGCUGUGAAUCAGUGGUACCAGAUUGGUAAAAUAAAUGUAUGAAAGAAACAAAA
Molecule: messenger RNA, 1774 nt
Organism: Fundulus heteroclitus (mummichog)
Lineage: Eukaryota; Metazoa; Chordata; Actinopteri; Cyprinodontiformes; Fundulidae
Gene: cel.1
Product: carboxyl ester lipase, tandem duplicate 1
Exons: 11
Coding region: 40-1707 (555 amino acids)
Biological process (GO): neuron cell-cell adhesion; synaptic vesicle endocytosis; chemical synaptic transmission
Cellular component (GO): cell surface; postsynaptic specialization membrane; synapse
Molecular function (GO): sterol ester esterase activity; triacylglycerol lipase activity; neurexin family protein binding
Source: RefSeq, a predicted model, not a curated record